AUGCAGACUCUCAGCGCCGCGUGCCCCUCCGUGCGACAGGCUCACUUGAAGCCGUCAUUACGAACGGCUAAUUUUUCGUCGGUCAAACAGUCACCAGUGGUGCGGCUAGACGUCAAGCCACGAUUGGUGGCUGUCCGUGCGCAAGCGGCUGGCGGUGAAUCCAAUGGAGGGAAGAAGCAGGUUGAGGUGUCGUACAGCCCGCAGCGGCGCAUGGAGGAGUACGCGCAGGAGGCGGACCCCACGCGCGAGAAGCGCGGACCCGGCGCGCUCACGCUCUUCUCGCCCUCCAAGGUGAACGUGUUUCUGCGCAUCACACGCAAGCGCCCUGACGGCUAUCACGAGCUGGCCUCGCUCUUCCAUGCGAUCAGUCUGGGGGACACGCUCAAGUUCUCCUUCUCGCCCUCCAACACUCGUGACGCCCUCACCACCAACGCACCAGGCGUGCCACUCGACUCCUCCAACCUUGUCAUCAAGGCGUUGGACCUCUUCCGUCGCAAAACAGGAAUCCAAAAGUACUUCUGGGUGCAUCUGGACAAGAAGGUGCCCACCGGAGCAGGGCUGGGCGGCGGCAGCGGAAACGCAGCGACGGCGCUGUGGGCGGCGAACAGGAUGUGCGGCAACGUGGCGAGCGAGGCUGAUCUGCUGGAGUGGUCGGCGGACAUCGGGUCCGACAUCUCCUUCUUCUUCUCCCAGGGCGCCGCUUACUGCACCGGCCGCGGGGAGAUAGUGGAGGACGUGACGCCCAUUCUGCCUCUCGACCUGCCCCUGGUGCUCAUGAAGCCGCCUGAAGCCUGCUCCACUGCUGACGUCUACAGGAAGUUUCGUCUGGACCGGGCGAGCAAGGAGGACCCGGGAGUGCUGCUGGAGCGAGUGCGGCAGGAGGGCAUCACCCAGGCCACAUGUAUCAACGACCUCGAGCCACCGGCGUUUGAGGUGCUGCCGUCGCUCAAGUCGUUCAAGACGAGAGUGGCAGCUGCUGGUCGAGGCCGCUACUCCGCGGUCUUCAUGUCCGGCAGUGGGAGCACGAUAGUGGGAGUGGGGCACCCAGACCCGCCCGAGUUCAUCUAUGACGAUGAUGCCUACGCCAAUGUCUUCGUUUCAGAGGCACGUUUUAUCCUGAGGCAACCUGGCGACUGGUACCACCCAUACCCUGCAGGGGAGGGCAGUGCAGGAGCCACCUUGGAUCGGCCCGAUGCAGCAGCAGCCAUGGGGUCAUACGAGCCUGGCAAGCCCGCCUCCGGUGUUGCCAACCUGAACGAGCUCAAGCUCCCCUUUUCCUACGAAGCUUGA
Molecule: messenger RNA, 1290 nt
Organism: Closterium sp. NIES-65
Lineage: Eukaryota; Viridiplantae; Streptophyta; Zygnematophyceae; Desmidiales; Closteriaceae
Source: the annotation of a GenBank genome assembly